AUGGAAAGUACUUCGAGUCCAAUACCGCAAUUUACUGAAAUCACUCGUCUUAAUGUCAAAAGACUUUCAGAAGAAGAAAUUAUUAAACAAGUACAUUCAACGUGUGUUGAACAAGGAAUUCCUCUUGUGUUAGAAAAUUACCACAAGAAAAGAAGCUUUGACCACAAGCUAUUCACUUUUAGUUGGCUAAAAUUGAACCAGGGUGACCAAGAAAUUGUCGCUCGUGAUAUGAUCUCUAAUACCGACGAACCUAUGAUUUUAUCAGAUUAUAUAGAUUAUGUUGAGGACACUAUCAAUAGUCUAAUGCCACCAGACCAGAUUUUAUAUGGUAAAGAUAUAAUAUGUCCAAAGCCGUGGAAAGAUUAUGUCGCCAACUUCUUACCGAGCUACUUUAAAUACAAUGGCAAUAAUGAUUUGAUGUCGAAUUUGGCUCCAGAACUUAGAGCUGAUAAUUUAAUGAUAUAUCUUGGGUUCGAGGGAACCAAAACGCCUCUACAUAAGGAUAUGUGCGCCUCGUUCGGUCAUAAUUUGAUGGUCUAUGCCGAUGAAGAUACAUGGUCCACUUGGUAUAUGGUAGGCCGCGAAGAUAAGGAAAAGAUUGCGGCCCUUGUUCGGGAAGCCGAUCAAAAUAUUGACCUCGAGAACUACUACGUGCAGCCUAGUCAAUUGGCACAGGCUGGAUUCACUGUCUAUCGAACCAAACAACGGAUCGGCGACUUUGUACUUGUGCCUUCGGAGUGUUGCCAUGAAGUUUUAAAUGAGGGGGGCUGCAGUAUCAAAGUCUCCUGGAACAGAGUGACCCCUUAUUCAGUGGCCUUGGCAAUGGUUGGUUCAUUGCCAAGUUACCACAGUGUGCUACGACCCGAAGCAUACCAAAUAAAGCGGGUCGUGCAUGAGAGCAUCACCAAGUGGUAUGACGCCCUUGCACGAAGUACUAGCCGAACGAAGCUAGAUUGCGAGUUCGCCACUAAGAUGGAGGCACCGGGUCGAGACCUCCCAGCAGAAUUUAAAUUAUUAAUAAACGUGUAUAGAACAUUUUUGGAACAAGAAUGGGUCGCGAGUAGCAAAUGGGAUGAAUCAAUCCGCAUACCCAAAACUUUUGAUAAUAAGAUGCAUUUGUCGUGUGAUUUCUGUCACUGUGAUAUAUGGAACCGUCAUUUGCAUUGUUACAAAUGUGUAACCGAGAUAGGUCCUGCUUAUGACAUUUGCCUAAAUUGCUAUCAUAAUGGUCGAGGCUGUACACAUCCGUUAACGUUACGUGACGGAUAUAAAAUGAAAAGAUUAAUAAAUAUCUAUACUCAAUCAAGGAAAAUGUAUAUUAAGAAAAUUAAGAAGGACCCGGAGCUCAGAGACCUGGAAGAAUCUACAGAGUCCGCUGGUUCAUUAGCAUAUGGCAGAUGGAAGGUUUCGCGGUCAUUGACAAAAGAGGAGCAAAUGGAACUUCACAAUGAAUUUCCUCAACAGCAUUAUAUGGAACCGUACAGACCUAUUCCUCGCAAAGAUCCUUUGAAAGAAAAAUUGAAUAAAAAGCGAAAGCGAAAGCAUAAAGGGAGGGGAAGACCCCCGUCCCGUAAGAAAAUUGAACCGGGUGAUGACAAAUUGGAAACUCUGGAUAAUCCGAGCUUCAUAAGCACAAUAAGUUCAAAGACGGAAUCAACAAUUAAUGGUGAACAACUUAGAGUCAGAAAGGGAAUAACGAAAGAUGGACCAGAACGAACAGAUAAGACCGAUAAUAGCUCUAAUCAUGAAUUUAACAAUCGAAGCGAUAUGUUGAAGACAGUCCGAGAUUUCUUCUUUAUUGACUCGGUGUUAGGAAUAUUUUUAAAUCAAAAUAAUCAAAAUGAUCAUCAAUGA
Molecule: messenger RNA, 1854 nt
Organism: Diversispora eburnea
Lineage: Eukaryota; Fungi; Glomeromycota; Glomeromycetes; Diversisporales; Diversisporaceae
Source: the annotation of a GenBank genome assembly